Rhizopus microsporus ATCC 52813 is the source of this 1058-nucleotide messenger RNA. RefSeq lists its product as uncharacterized. Gene Ontology annotation, cellular component: alpha,alpha-trehalose-phosphate synthase complex (UDP-forming); cytosol. Gene Ontology annotation, molecular function: catalytic activity. Lineage: Eukaryota; Fungi; Mucoromycota; Mucoromycetes; Mucorales; Rhizopodaceae. The record is from RefSeq and is a predicted model, not a curated record. Gene Ontology annotation, biological process: trehalose biosynthetic process. The transcript is spliced from 4 exons. Bases 8 to 862 code for a protein of 284 amino acids.
AUUUUCUAUGCAAAUACUACAACAACAACUUGAUUCUAACAAGGGAAUCGAAUCUACAACCAAUUAUACAAAACCCUUGAAUACAACUUCUUUAGUCAAUACAUACAAAGCAGCGCGAAAACGACUCUUUCUAUUUGAUUACGACGGCACCUUGACUCCCAUCGUCAACAAUCCAGCCGAUGCUCAACCUACAUCAGCAUUACUACACUGUCUUCAACUGCUCUGUAAAGAUCCCGCUAAUACCACCUGGAUCAUCUCGGGUCGUGAUCAGCUCUUUCUCGAUACAUACCUCGGCUCAAAAAUACCACGUUUAGGCUUGAGUGCAGAACACGGCUCGUUUAUGAAAAAAGCCGACAUCUAUGAUUGGACGGAUAUGUUGAAGGACGCAGACAUGUCUUGGAAGGAAAAGGCGCUGGCUAUAUUUGAAAAAUACACACAGAGUAAUCCUGGCACAGUCAUUGAGCAAAAGAAGUCGUCGAUCACUUGGCAUUAUCGAAAUGCAUCUGAUAUACAGAAAGCUACCCAGCAAUCUCAGCUGUGUUUUGAUGAGCUCAAGAGUAUCGUCGGCGUAGAUAUUUUGAUUGGAAAGAUGAAUGUCGAAGCCAGGUCGAUCUUGGUGAACAAGGGAGAAGUGGUAAAGAGGAUUAAAGAGAAUGAGAAUUAUGAUUUCAUUUUAUGUGCUGGUGAUGAUCAAACAGAUGAAGACAUGUUUAAAGCGCUCGAAGGGGAUCGACAAGCCUUCUGUGUGUCUGUGGGACCGUUGACAAAGAAGACAAAGGCAAAAUAUAGUGUUGAAUCCAGUGAGGAUAUUGUUGGGACACUCGGGCAGUUGGUGUCUUUUUCAAAAAAUAGCGCAUUAUAGAAUAUUAGGUUAUUAUGUACCCUUUUUGUCGAGAGAGAGAAAGAAUAAAAAAGCAUUGGAACAGUCUGAAUCACAGCAACUAAUCGAUUCGAACUUUUUUUACAUGUUCACUUUUAGUUUAUUACAGUCUUUCCCCGCUUUUUGUUAGAACAAUGGCUGAACAAUACAUUUUUAACAAUGAUUUUUUGUAUGUCCU